AUGGUUGACACUGCUCUGUGCGGCGGUGACCACGAACCGGAAUCUAGGGCAAAGGAAGGAGCUGCGGCGACGCUGGGAAUCUCCACGGCAAAGGAACAACGACACAGUGAGUUUCUCUACUGCCACCGCCGCCUCCCUUGUCGCCAUUGCCCGUUGUCGUCGCUCCGUUGGGGACACCUCCCGAUUCUGAGCCAUCGCCGUCAUGUCGCGGGAGCCCAGCGCUGUGACACCGGCGCCACCUCACUUUCACCGUCGCCCUGUCGUCGCCCCUCCCCUCCUCACUGGUCAGACGUGGCCACCUUACUAGCCCGUAGCCGCGGCUCCGCAGCUACCACGAUCGCCACCACCAUUGAGGUCGGCCACUGCCGGAGUAUUAAGGUAAAGAUUAAGACUUUUGACACGAGACAGGCAUUUCGAUGUGGAGACAGUUCAGGACAAUCUUCAAUUGAAGAGACAUUGAUUUGUUGCAUCCAGCUUAACAACAAAUUGAAGAAAGAAGCAGCAGCAGCUAGAGGAGAAGAGUACGAGUAUCCAAAGCUGAGACGAAAAAGUGGAGAUGGAUGAGUAUGAUUUUAUGCUGGCGUAGAUCAUUAGAAGAAUGGGAAGCCCUUAUCAAAGAUAUCAGUUGCAGGAAAGCUCUUCGCCUUCCGGUGGAGCCUGGAAGAUACCUAGAUGGCGACUUAAGAACUCCAAGAAGAGCAAGGAGAGGAUGGUAGAACAUAACAAAUCUAUUGUUGGAAGAGGUACUGUCGGGUAUGAUAUGUAGCCAUUGAACAAAGGAUGCGCCUCCCAGCACAGAGCAAGGCCACAGCCAAAAAUGUGAAGGAGAAAGAACCUGAGGAAGAUUAGUCAUUCAUUUUCUGCAAACAGCCUAUUGUAAAUGGUACCAAUCUCCCGGUCAGACGAAGGCAUGUUUUUUUGAAUUUAAGAUAUUUAUGUUUAUUUUUCUGAAAAAUAAAUAUCAUGGCCUUACCUACCAGCCCGAACACAGGCUGAAUCAGGCCAAAUCA
Zingiber officinale is the source of this 1010-nucleotide messenger RNA. RefSeq lists its product as uncharacterized. The transcript has 5 exons. Lineage: Eukaryota; Viridiplantae; Streptophyta; Magnoliopsida; Zingiberales; Zingiberaceae. The record is from RefSeq and is a predicted model, not a curated record. The coding region runs from base 1 to 564 and encodes 187 amino acids.